AUGAUCGUAAAAAACGUCCAAUUUAAAUGGGGCAAAGAAAUCUACGCCGUCGACGUGGACACCUCCUUACCCGGUUCGCAUUUAAAAACGCAACUGUUUUCGUUGACGUCGGUCCCUCCGGAUCGGAUUAAAAUCAUGGGUUUAAAAGGCGGGAAAACGAUCAACGACGAGACGGAUUUAACCAAGUGCGGGUUAGAAGAGUUGGUGAAAAAAGGGAAAAAGUUACUCGUGAUGGGUUCCGCGCGAGAAGUGGAGAAAGCACCGGAAAAUGAGAUUCAGUUCGUGGAGGAUCUGCCGGAAAGCGAACAGUACGGGGCAGAGCUAGGGGAACGGUUUCGACCGGGGUUGCAGAAUCUAGGGAACACGUGUUACAUGAACUCGUGCGUGCAGUGUUUGAGCCACGUCGGGGAGUUAGUUGAGUGUUUGGAAACGUUCGAGGAGGAUACUACGAACAACGGUGGUGGUGGCGCGAGCACGAGUGAGAACGACGGCGGCGCCCCGGACGCGGCGGCGAAUAGCGCGGGCUCGACGGCGUUGGCGAAAGCGGCGAGAGAUUUGUUCGUUGAAUUGAAAACGUCCAAGUCGAUGGUGAUGCCGUUGCGGUUUUUGAUGGUGCUGAGACAAGUCUUCCCGCAAUUUGCCGGUAGAGACGAGAGGAGUGGGGUGUGGAUGCAACAAGACGCGGAGGAGUGUUGGUCGUCCAUCGUGAACUCGCUCGCCAGGGCGUGUCCGAAAGUCAAGGAUAUUUUUGGGAUCACGUUAGAGACGGAGUUGAAAUGCGAGGCGACGGGGGAGACGAGGAGCGAAGUGGAUACGGUGAAUUAUUUGAAAUGUAACAUUUCCAUCGACGUGAACCAUUUGGCGGACGGGUUUCGUUUGCAAUUGAACGAAACGAGGGAAAUCGGGAACAACGUUUUCGAGGGCCACGCUAAAAUUUCAAAGUUGCCGUCACAUUUGGUCGCGCAAAUCGCGCGAAUGUAUUAUAAGGUGGACAUUCAACAGAAGGCUAAGAUUUUGAGAGCGGUGACGUUUGCAAACACGUUGGACGUGUACGAGUUUUGUAGCGACGAGUAUAAGAAGGUUUUGGAUAAAGGGAGGAAGUUGAGAGCGAAGGCGAUUGAGAUGAACGUGGACGAGGUGUUCGGAGAUAGUUCCGAUCCAGACGCGUAUAUUACCGGUCAUUACGAGUUGGUAUCCGUUUUGACGCACAAAGGACGAUCGGCGGAUAGUGGACACUAUACAGCCUGGGCGAAGAAUUUCAUCACGGACGAAAAGACGAAGAAACCGGUGGAUUCGUGGACGUUGUUCGACGACGAGACGCCGCACGCGAAAAAAGAGGAGGAUAUUUUAGCGUUAAAAGGUGGCGGCGAUCAUCACAUGGCAUACAUGUUGGUGUAUAGAGCGCUUUACGCGAAAGAACCCAUCGACGUAAACGACGAGUCCGGCGCGAAGCCUAUGGAAUAA
Molecule: messenger RNA, 1464 nt
Organism: Bathycoccus prasinos
Lineage: Eukaryota; Viridiplantae; Chlorophyta; Mamiellophyceae; Mamiellales; Bathycoccaceae
Exons: 1
Coding region: 1-1464 (487 amino acids)
Biological process (GO): protein deubiquitination; proteasome-mediated ubiquitin-dependent protein catabolic process; regulation of proteasomal protein catabolic process
Molecular function (GO): proteasome binding; protein binding; cysteine-type deubiquitinase activity
Source: RefSeq, a predicted model, not a curated record